AUGCGUUACCUGAACAGGCCACGGACACUGUGGAUUGAUGCCAUCUGCAUGAACCAAAAAGAUGAGGACGAGAAGGGCAGGCAGAUUAUCCGAAUGGCAACCUUGUACCAACUAGCAGAACGGGUUGUCAUCUGGCUUGGUCCCGCUGCUCCUCCUGGUGAGCACGGAUUAUCCUCAAGCACUCUGGCACUCUCACGGCUCGAACACGUUGGCAAGCAGGUCGAGCUCAGUCGUGCAACCGAGGUUCUCCUGGCAAACCCGGCGUCCGCUGUCGUGGUAUGUGGCCAUGACCAGAUUCUCCUCUACCACCUCAUCCGUGCCAUUGUAUGCCUGCUCACCAAGGAGUUCCUGCCACUCACAUUCCGUCGCUUGCUCGAGUCGAUCCGCAUCCUUGCGUGGCGACACACCGACUUUUCCGUGCCAUUCGUCCUCAAUCUGUUGCGUGAGCGACAGUGCUUCCUGGGACACGACCCAGUUUACGGUGCUCUAGGCUUGCCCCCUAUCCAGUUCAACACAUUGCUCCCUCAGCCAGACUACCACCUCCCCAUCGCCCAGGUCUACCAGGACGCGUUUCUCGCCUGUACACAGAUGGAGGAACGCCUCACUCUCCUGAUGCACUGCGAGCUCAAGCCACCAAGGCACCGUCUUAGGAGCGCCACCACCAGCAGGCCACCGGGACUGCCAUCGUGGGUACCGGACUGCUCCACGCCGCGAUCUACGCACCCGAUAUCGGCAUUUAUCUCGGCGAGCGGCAUUUCACGGGCCUGGUGGCGGCAUAUUCCAAGCGCCGGAACCACAAGUCACGCCGGGGAUGGCAGGCCUUCUUCGUCGUCGUCACCAGACGUUCUCGCCGUUAGCGGGCGCCAUUUCGCAGUGCUAGCUACGGUCAGCGCGCCAGUGCCUGCGGAUGAUCCGACGGCCGCACUCAAGAUGAUGCGCCUGUGGGACCCUCCGAAUGCUUUCGAUGAGGGUGGCAGUGGCGUCACUGGGAGCAGCGGUAGCACCCUGGAACGAGCGCGCGAUACGUACCUCGAGACCUUGCGCGUUGGAUACCUGCACGAGAGAUGGCCGCAGCCCCAAGCCGAGACACUCGACGAAUGGCGGGCGACGUACCUCCGGGUGGUUUACCGCGGUAGCGGUAAAGGGGCUCGAGCAAACCCGAGCAACCACGAAGAUGACGACGAAGAUGACGACGACGAUGAAGCAAUCCUGCAUGGCGAGCUGUACUGGGCAAUCAAGCUCAUUCAGGGCAGGAGUCUUGUCACCACCACGGACGGAGCAAUUGGUCUCGCUCCAGGUUGGGCUAAGCCGGGCGACAUGGCAUGCUCAAUACUGGGCUGCAAAUCCGCCAUUCUUCUCCGCGCAGUACCGCCGACGCUGCCCCCGUCUCAACAAUCGUCUGCCUUGCGGACCGUCGCAGCCACAUCGUCAUUGGCCACGUGCCAAGUCGUCGGCGAGUGCUACAUCUACGGCAUGGACGACUCCAUCGGACUUCUGGGUCCUUUACCGGCAGGCUACACGGUUCAGGUAGUCAAGGGCGACAAGGGAUUUGCGCAGUCGCGCUUCCAGUAUCGACUUCCAUCACCGCCUUGCACGCCACCUCACUCUCCGACGACGACAUCUCGACGUCAAUCUCAUGAUGGGAGUGAUAGUGACGGUCAGCAGCAUACCACAAUCGAGAGCAGGAGGGAACAGAAGACGAGCAGCAGUCUCGAAGACCCACGCAUGGGACCCGUGCCCUGUCCUUGGAGCCGGGCGACUGCUGCGGAAGACGCAAGGCCCACGGGCAGCCCGGCGCUUUGGGAGCCAUGGCGCAACUCGGUCACGGGAGAGUUAAUGGGUUCCGACCCGCGGCUGUCCCCAGAGAGCCUGCGCGAAAGGGGUGUUGGUGUUGAAGAAUUCUACCUGGUGUGA
This is a messenger RNA of Microdochium trichocladiopsis, 1914 nucleotides long. RefSeq lists its product as uncharacterized. Lineage: Eukaryota; Fungi; Ascomycota; Sordariomycetes; Xylariales; Microdochiaceae. The transcript has 3 exons. The coding region runs from base 1 to 1914 and encodes 637 amino acids. The record is from RefSeq and is a predicted model, not a curated record.